Eublepharis macularius is the source of this 4921-nucleotide messenger RNA. It is a transcript of the gene SLC22A3, whose product is annotated as solute carrier family 22 member 3. The record is from RefSeq and is a predicted model, not a curated record. Gene Ontology annotation, molecular function: transmembrane transporter activity. Bases 62 to 1714 code for a protein of 550 amino acids. The transcript has 11 exons. Gene Ontology annotation, biological process: transmembrane transport. Lineage: Eukaryota; Metazoa; Chordata; Lepidosauria; Squamata; Eublepharidae. Gene Ontology annotation, cellular component: membrane.
UGGAGAGCUGUAACGCUGCCACCUCUUGGAUUCAACUGACUUCAAAAAAGGAUCGCCUACAAUGCCGUCUUUUGAUGCCGUUUUAAAAGAGGCUGGAGAAUUUGGAAGGUUUCAAAAGAGGGCCUUCCUUCUCCUUUCCCAGACUGGCAUAACAUUUUCAUUUUUAUUUGUUGGAAUUGUAUUUCUUGGGAAGAAUCCAGAGAACUUUACAUGCAGGCUUCCCUAUGCAGCGGAGAUUAGGGACCGUUGUGGAUGGACGCUUGAAGAAGAGUACAAUUUUACCCGUCUUGGUACAAAUCGGGUGAAUAGUACUUAUGAUCAUCAGUGCCAGAGAUACGACACAGAAUGGAAUACCACCUCUGUAAACUGUGCCAGUCCACUGGCUCAUCUUACCAAUAACAGCUUGGGCAGUAUGCCACUCACUGCAUGCCAGAAUGGCUGGCUAUAUGAACAACCUCAUUCAACUAUUGCCAGUGAGUAUAACCUUGUUUGCACCAAGAAUUGGCUGGUAGAUUUGACACAGUCUAUUCUCAAUUUGGGAUUCCUAAUAGGAGCAUUCACCCUAGGCUAUGCUGCAGACAGAUAUGGCAGAAUCUCCACUUAUCUCUUCUCCUGCUUUGGAGCAGGACUGUGUGGUCUCAUAGUGGCCUUUGCACCAAACUUUAUAGUAUUUAUGAUAUUUCGUUUUCUACAAGGUGUAUUUGGAAAGGGAACUUGGAUGACAAGCUUUGUAAUUGUGACAGAGAUAGUUGGUUCAAAACAGCGAAGGAUUGUUGGAAUUGUAAUUCAGAUGUUCUUCACACUUGGAGUUGUGAUUCUUCCUGGAAUUGCUUAUUUAAUUCCCACAUGGCAGGGGAUUCAGCUGGCCACAACGCUCCCCAACUUCAUUUUCCUGUUGUAUUACUGGGUAGUACCUGAAUCUCCACGGUGGCUGCUGUCUCGCCAAGAAAGAGACAAGGCCAUGAAGAUUAUGCACUCCAUUGCCAAACAGAAUGGGAAAUGUCUUUCUCCACAUUAUUCAGAGAUAGUAGUUACUGAUGAAGAGGUUAGUAAUCCUUCCCUUCUUGAUCUGGUCAGAACUCCACAGAUGAGAAAAUUCACUCUUAUUCUAAUGUAUGCCUGGUUCACAAGUGCAGUGGUUUACCAAGGGCUUGUCUUGCGGCUGGGAAUUAUUGAAGGAAAUCUUUAUUUGGAAUUUUUCAUCACAGCAAUGAUGGAAUUGCCUGCAGCUCUUUUAAUCAUACUGAUAAUUGACCGGAUUGGCCGGCGCCCACCCUUUGUGAUCAGCACUAUUGUGGCAGGUGUUGCCUGCUUAAUUACUGCAUUCUUACCAGAAGGCAUCUCAUGGUUAAAAACAUCAGUAUCCAUUGUGGCAAGAGUGGCAAUUACUAUGACUUUUGAACUUGUGUACCUUGUGAAUUCUGAAUUGUAUCCUACAACACUGAGAAACUUUGGUGUUGCAAUAUGUUCAGGUCUGUGUGAUAUAGGGGGCAUUGUAGCCCCAUUUCUUCUUUAUCGACUAGCAGACAUCUGGGUGGAACUGCCUCUGAUCAUCUACAGUAUAUUUUGUGUUCUGUGUGGGAUUCUACUUAUGCUUUUACCUGAAACAAAGGGAAUUUCCCUUCCAGAGACAGUGGAAGAUGUGGAACAAUUACGAAGUUUCAAUAAUUGUUGUGGGAAAAGCAAACACCAGGAAAUCAACUCAUACAUUUGAUCUUUUACCAAGUGUUGGCAAAGCAUCAUCAGUUAUCUGGUUCUCACUUUGAUGUCCAAUGGAUGCCAUUAUCAUGUUGGCUAGAGAAGAUCAAUCUGGCUUAGUCAUAAUAAAUAACUGUACAACAUUUCUUUAUACUAUAAAGACAUUCGAAAUAAACAUAAUUUUUUUCCCUAUGACUUUGGAAAGAUGAACAUAUUUUCUGAGCUUAUUGUUUCCAGAGUGGGAACUGUUCUGUGUGGCUCUUGUGGAAGAGUAAUAGUUUUCUUUCAACGAAGUGCAGCACCAAAAUCUUGGGGUUUUUUUACCUGCUAGGUCUUUUGGUCAUUCCUUCUCUAAUUAUGGAGAACAAUUACUUAACUGCUGUUGGAUUCCAUGAAAUUAAAAUGGUCCACAAUUUUGUGAUGAAAUCAAAACUGUUCUAAGGAUUUGGUGACAGUGAAGCAAAGCAAAAUGGAUAAACAUACUAAAAGAAGAGUAAAAGAUCAUUGAUAUUUUCAGAGUAGAAUAGAGGAAGGUUAUCCCAUUUUAUCUUCACAACAACCUUGUAUAAGAUAGGUGAGACUGAGAGAUAAUUAUUUGCCAAAGCCGUACAUUGACCAUCAUAGUUGAGUAGAAAUUUGAACCCAGCAUUCAAUCCAUUGCAUCACAUUUAUUCUAACUGAUGGGGGUAUUAAGGUCUAGAAUAUACUCAGCUUGUGGCUAUAAAAAAGCAAAGAUUCAGGAACUUUAUUGGGGCUGAACACACACACACACACACACACACACACACACACACACACACCUUGAAGCAACAGCAUACAAUCUCACUAGUUCCUGAUUAUUCUAUAGCAUGUAUUGGCAAAUUUCUCAGGUGCAGUCCUAUGGACUUGUUCCAAAAUUCUCUUGCUGUGACUACUCAGCAGCAGUCGCACAAACAUUAACACUACAUUUGUGCACACACCACAGAUUAAUGUACCUGCAAACACACUCUUCAGUUCAGUAGGGAGCACACUUGGGUAGGAAAUGCCCUUCUUCUUUGUGGGAGAAGUUAGUUGCUAGGUAAUUCCAAUUAAACAGCAUUCUUACACAAUCUCAGCAUGUUUCUGUUGUAUAUUUAUUGCUUAUUAUAUACACGGACAGCGCGUGAACAGCAAAAUCCGCGGGAGACACAUGUAAGUACAAUCGCGUGGAGAACGCGUGAAAUUCGUAUCGUCUGUUUCGGCUCUAAGUACUACUUAUUCCACACUGAAGACUCAGGUGCUCACUGAAAGGGUAAGACUCUGUUUACGGCUGAAAGAAAGACCCUUCUACCCAGCAGCAAGAACUGUUGUAAACUUGUGAUAUGUUCUAAGCUAGCAGAACUGGUUGUAUUCAGAUGUCAAGACAAACUAAUUAUUCAAUGGGAGGUUGGGGGAUUGCAUUGGUUGUGAGUCGUGACUCACAAUCAUAAAUUGUUUGCUGUGCUCUCCUUGGUCCUCUCACUUCACUUGAAUACUUGCCAACUUGCAAUAAUGUCUUAACUAUACACACCUCCUCCAAUUGUAGUUCUUCUCCUACAAGCCAGGAUUCUAAAAUGAAAAGUUUAGAUGCAGAGGGAAUUAGGAGAGCUGAGGGGAGUGUACAAAGACAGCGAACGAACUGUCCUUGUGCCUAGUGGUGACAAAUCUGAAAUUAAACAGUGUUUAUUUUGCCAUCUGAAUGCAGCCACUAUAAGCCAGUCUUUAUGAAGACAGGCAAUAGACAAAAUACUGCUCUCUUCUCUGAAAUAAAAGUGUAGAAUGGAAGGAAAAUGUUUGUGGGAGUUGGACUGCAAUCUUAAGCAUACUAAUGAGAAAGCAAGUCCCAUUGAACAUGCUGGGACUUGCUUCCAAGUACUGGAUUGGCUGUUGUUUUGCUGAGAGCAAGGAGAUAUAAUAGCAGUGUGUUUCUCUGAUUCCUAGCAGGUGGCGUGAAAUGCAUUAUCUUUCCAGAGUGCCUGUGAUAUGGCUUACCUACAAAAAAUGAAUGAAAUUAGGGGAGUAUGUGAUAUGUGAGAGCACUUAUUUGUUAUGUAUAAAUAUUUUUUUUUGAAUCUGGGGAAAUUAAUAAUUUUCUAUAACAAAGAGAGAGAAUAAUGGAGAUUAUGUGGUAUUUUUGUAUUUAAAAAUGUUAGCUGAACAGGUAUUGCUGAGUGUAACAACAAGUACCAAACCUUGUUAAGUCUGUGAGCACUUUCAGCCUUUUGAAAGCAUUGAGUGGGUGACAUCUCAAGUGGCUGCCAUGAGGGCCAGAGCCAAUUGCAAACUAUUGGGAGGUUCCAAACCAAGUGUUCUAUUCUGAUGAAGACAACUGUUUCUGAAUAGAGGUUCCCUGGAAAUACAAAGCUGAUGCUUCCUGAGCUCUUCUUAAGCACCUUCUGCUCUGUCGUGGGAAAAUUUUGGAGUUUGGCUCUGAAAGACCUAGGCCCAUAGCAGCAUUCCAUCUAGAAAUUACAAGCGGCAGUUUAAAACACUCCAAAAGCAGAGUUUUUUUUUUCUCUACUCCUCUUCAACCCCCUCCCUUUCUCUUUCCUUAACUUUCGGUUUUUCCUUAUCUCCUUUUACAAAGCAGCCUGCUAAGGAAUGUGCUACAUUUGGCACACUAUAAAGGAUAGGGAAAAAAAGCAAGGUCGUAGGCCUGAACUAAAAAGUCACGCAUGCGCACAAGCCAUUACAUUUCACUGCACAUUUCUGCUGACUUCAGCAACGAAGUCCUAAGACUGUCUUGCAGAGAAGGUAAACAAGUCUUUUUGGUCACCCUGGAUCAGGUCCAUUAGCCAAUGGGAUCACUCCAGUAGUGACGACACACAGCCCAUUGGACCACUAUAUAAGAGGGUUACAAGCCACUGUAGAGAGCUCUGGACUCUGAACCUGGGAGUCUAGGGACACUACCUGCCCACGUGGAGCCUGGACGGCUGGGGACAGACCAUCAGAGCAUCCCAGCCAAGUAGCCAGGGAGGCUCUCCCUUUUAGGGAGCCUCACUGCUGCACUUCAGCUCCAGCCCAGGGAAUGCCCAGGCUUUUCUAUAGUUGUCUUAGGUUUAAGUGUUAGAAUAUAAGUUGCCUGUAUUCAUCUAGUGUGUUAAGUGAUUUUUAGGAUUUUAGAAGUUAAGUUGUAAGCUGAAAAUUUGAGUUGUAUUCUAAUUGUAGCAAACUGCUUUGUGUUUCAUUUUACCCGGCUUCAAUAAACCCUUCUGCUUUAGCAUUA